Messenger RNA from Brugia pahangi, 915 nucleotides. The record is from the annotation of a GenBank genome assembly. NCBI's taxonomy places the organism in Eukaryota, Metazoa, Nematoda, Chromadorea, Rhabditida, Onchocercidae.
AUGGUUGUCUCAUUUCUUACUGUCCACAGUCUGACAUUCAGUGAUUUUAAAAGUGAAGCGAUUCAUAUUGUUUUACCAUCAAAUAUGCUGAUGUUUUUCAACAUAAGUGAUAUCAAAUCACCAUUCAGUGAUAAAAAACAGCUUCAGGAUUUUCUCGCCAUUAUAAACAAAAAUUUCCCACAAUCAAUUCUAAAAAAUACAACAGACAGUGAUUUGAUAUUACAACAUGAAUGGAAGAUUUUGAUAUCUAUGAAAUCAGUAAUGGUUUAUGGACUAUCAUUAUUCAAUACUGUCCUCAUCAUACUAUUUAUCAUUAUAUGCACUGUACUUUUUACUGGAAAUGUUUUUCGAUUUUCUUGGCUACAAACUAGUACAGUUAUUAAAGCGAAAAAACGUAAACGAAUGUAUCAGUGCUAUAUAGAUAGUAUCAGAACAAUGCAAAUGUUACAAGUAGAAACUGUUGGACGCAGCAGAGAAGCAUUACAACAAAAAUAUAUAGAGAAUGCGCAAACUUUGUAUACAUUUUUUGGAGUACAUCGGCAAACGACAUUACCAAACGAUAUGUUUAUGAUUGAAAAGAAACAAUGAGGAAAGAAUAGAACGACAUGAUGAAAGGAUACAGCCGUUGUUGUUUUAGAAUUAUCGAUCACGAAUCUUCAAAACAAUUUCAGUUUACAAAUUCGAAAAACUCGUUCCGCCUUGUAUAUCUAUAAAUUUUCUACUUUUCCUUCUGAUAAAAAGCCUUCUAAAAGCAUACAUAACACUUGUAAAGUUGGUCGCAAGACAUAUAUAUAUAUAUUUGACAAUGACUUCUUGAAAAAACAUUUCCUGGAUAUAUAUGUGGAAAUUGAAGUCAUUUCCAAAUCAUCUAGUCGAGCAAACUGUAAAAACAAACGUUUCUAUGCUAUUCACUGA